AUGGCUAAAGGUCUUUCAGUCGAGGAAAAAAGAAAGCGAAUCAUCAGUUUAUUUCAUGACAGUGGUGAAUUCUAUCAAUUGAAAGAUAUCGAAAAGUUAGGUGUAAAGAAGGGCGUUACCUCACAGUCUAUCAAAGACAUCCUGAUGGGUUUGGUGGAUGAUGGGCUUGUUACAACGGACAAGAUUGGCACAUCAAACUACUUUUGGUCAUAUCCAUCCGCAGUCAUUCAGACCAAGCGCAACAAACUGCAGGAUUUGACCUCAAGCGUGGAGAAGCAAGAGGAAAAGAAGAAGAAACUGCAGCAAUUGAUCCAGGAAGCAACUCAAGAUCGACAAGAGACUGAAGAAAGAGCGCAAUUACUAGCAGAAUUGAAGCAGGAGCAGAAUACAAACAAAGAAUUACAGGCAGAGUUACAAAAAUACAAGGAGAAUGAUCCAGAAUUAUACCACAAGAAAGAAAAGGCAUCUAAGAUUGCCAAAGAAGCUGCCAACAGAUGGACAGAGAGUGUUUGGGAGAUGCAAUCGUAUUGCGUCAACAAGUUUGGCAUGGAAAGACAGUUAUUUGAUCAAACAUUUGGAAUCAAGGAUGACUUUGAUACUGUAGAUUGA
This is a messenger RNA of Mucor velutinosus, 609 nucleotides long. RefSeq names its product MFS domain-containing protein. Gene Ontology annotation, biological process: reciprocal meiotic recombination. The coding region runs from base 1 to 609 and encodes 202 amino acids. Gene Ontology annotation, molecular function: double-stranded DNA binding. NCBI's taxonomy places the organism in Eukaryota, Fungi, Mucoromycota, Mucoromycetes, Mucorales, Mucoraceae. Gene Ontology annotation, cellular component: nucleus. The record is from RefSeq and is a predicted model, not a curated record. The transcript is spliced from 3 exons.